Molecule: messenger RNA, 249 nt
Organism: Gongylonema pulchrum
Lineage: Eukaryota; Metazoa; Nematoda; Chromadorea; Rhabditida; Gongylonematidae
Source: the annotation of a GenBank genome assembly
AUGGACAGGCCACAGCCAGUUCUUUCAUGCCAGCCAGGAUUUAUCCCGUUGCAAAGGAUAUGCAGGCUAACAGUUCUUUUUCUGGUCAUUAUUCACUGCUGCUCCUGGUCAUCAGUGGUUUGGUCAUUCAAUUUGGACAUUCAUGCGCCAAUUUUCAAAAUUGGCCCAAAUGAUUCGUAUUUCGGCUUUGCUGUCGCGGAGCAUUUUAAAGUGGACCGACCAGAAAGAAAGAAUUUUUUCAAACAUUGA